This is a messenger RNA of Lepus europaeus (European hare), 465 nucleotides long. Its product is annotated as sperm mitochondrial-associated cysteine-rich protein. The coding region runs from base 1 to 465 and encodes 154 amino acids. NCBI's taxonomy places the organism in Eukaryota, Metazoa, Chordata, Mammalia, Lagomorpha, Leporidae. The transcript has a single exon. The record is from RefSeq and is a predicted model, not a curated record.
AUGGACUUCUCUCUGGGCCUGCGCUUGGGGCCUCGGAACAAGAAGGCAGGGCACCAACAGCCCCCUACACCCCCUGGGCAUGGCCCACCGGCUGCCUCUCCUUGUCUGCCCUGUGCCCCCUCUGCCUGUGCUGGCCCUUGUCCCGGCUGCCCCCCUCCCACCUGCUCCUGUACCGCCUGUCCCUGUCCCGGCAUCCCUGGCCCACCCUGCACCUGCUCUUGCCCUCCCUGCCCUGCCUGUCCUCCCGCGUGCCCCCACACCGCCUGCACCUCAUGCUCGGGCCCACCCCUGACCUGCUGCCACGUCUCCCCAUGCCCCCUUUACCCUUGUCCCCAGGGCCCAGCUGCCUGGCGGAACCCCCACUUGGGCUGCAGUGGAGGCCGAGUGCCUGCCUGGGGGCCUCCAGGUUCCAGCGGCUGCUGCAGGGGCCCGCGCGCUUCUCAGGGGUGCUGUCUCAUAAUCUAG